Messenger RNA from Zophobas morio, 703 nucleotides. RefSeq lists its product as uncharacterized. The record is from RefSeq and is a predicted model, not a curated record. The transcript is spliced from 3 exons. Bases 118 to 573 code for a protein of 151 amino acids. Lineage: Eukaryota; Metazoa; Arthropoda; Insecta; Coleoptera; Tenebrionidae.
UUCCCCUUUCCUGGCACGCACUCAAGCCAAAUCACCCACAUGUGGCAUCGCGACAUCGCAAAGUAAAAAUAAACCAGUGCGUCCGCAACAACUCUUGACAAGUCACGAAGUGCGUCGAUGGCUCGCAGUUGCUCGGACAUGAAACCGGGAGCUUUCUUCGCCGCCGCCUUCAACCUCCUGGUGGGGGGCCUGACCUUGGGGGGCGCCAUUUACAAAGUCGCCAUCAACAAAAAUGGACGAAUGGGCCUUCUGGUCAUAAUGUUCCUGCUGAGCUUGCUGCUCAUACACAACGGGGUGCUGCUCAUCGUCGGGAUCGUUAUGGUCAAUCGGGAGUACGUCGUUUUGUAUUUGGUGCUGAACUGUGUGAACUGGUUGGUGGGGACUUUUGUCGUGGUGAAGGAGAUGUCCGGGAAAAUGGGGAUUUUGAGCUAUAUAGGGUUUUCGAUUUUGUUAGUGGUGGCUUGGUGUGCGGAAGUUGUGGUUUAUUUGUUUUAUAGAAAAAUGAGUAGGCGCGAAUUUGCGCAUGUGGAAAUUGUGGUGGAAGAGAAGGCGAUUAGUAGUAGUAGUAGCUAGGGGCGAGAUUUUUGUAUUUUUUUAUUGUAUUGACGACCUUGUAUAUAAAUGUUGCAGAAAAUGUGAACGGAGUAGAACAAACUAAUUUUGUAUUAGACUUUUAAAUUAUAGAAAUACUUAGUAAUAAAAA